Messenger RNA from Mercenaria mercenaria, 7087 nucleotides. RefSeq lists its product as uncharacterized. Bases 275 to 2230 code for a protein of 651 amino acids. The transcript has 2 exons. The record is from RefSeq and is a predicted model, not a curated record. Gene Ontology annotation, molecular function: protein binding. Lineage: Eukaryota; Metazoa; Mollusca; Bivalvia; Venerida; Veneridae.
GGGAAAGUACCUACAAAAUAUCCAUAUUCGUUGAAAAAGGAAGUACUGGGAUAAUCUUCAGCUGACUGUAACCUGUAAUCCAUUCAUGUAAGUAAAAUAAUGUAUCAUAUUCCUGACAACCAAGAGAACCUGUCCCUGAGACUGUCUGAGGUCCUUGAUGACAUAGGAAUGAAUGAGGAAAUGGUACUCAAGAGGAGAAGGUCAGCUCUACUGCGUGAAACUAUGAUGACAAUUACAUACAGGCUUAACAAUCCAUAACAAUCAGUCCAGUAACAUGUUUGGCAGCACUUCUGAAGGCACAACAACAGUAGGGCUUAAUCAAGAUGCAGACUUUCUAAGUUGUGAUCAUGAUUUUAAUGUGAUACAGGACUAUGCAGAAUGGGAACUUGGCUUCAGAAAUCUACUGAUGAUCCAGGAUAAUACAACAUCACCAGGUUACUGUCUUCUACAAAAGAUCAGAGAUGAUGUACCGCUUCCUGCUACACAUGUUCAAAAUGAAUGCUUUGUUAAAGAUGCAAGUGGGAGGGUGUUGUUAAAGAAUACUUUAUAUAGAGAUAUACUGCCUGCCAGUCACAUACAACAUGGUCCAUCACUGGCUGUACAGGGAAGACCUGAAACAGCAGACACUGACUAUGUUUUUGCCUUCCAUUGUAAUUCAUUGCCCUAUGAAGCAAGACCCUGGUUAAACAGACAAGGAAUAGGAAAUUGGCCCACUGCAGACAUGAAGAGAUUUGCAGCAAAUAAUGGAUGUUUUGUCGUUCCUGUUGGAAGUAAAGUCAGUCAGAAACCCAACCUUGAAUGGAGAAUUUCUACUUCACAAGCAGAGAGAUGUUUGAUGUUUAGUUUAAACAUUACACAAAUACGCUGUUAUGUGUUGAUGAAAAUGAUUCUGAAAACAUUUCUUCAUCAUGCCAGUGAAGGUCACAUUUCAAGUUUUAUGUGUAAAACAGUUCUGUUACAUUGUAUUGAAAACACACAUUCAAAUGCAUGGCAGGAAAACAAUUUAUUUACAUGUUUAUCAUGCUGUUUACAUGUACUAUACAACUGUUUACAACAAGAAAACUGCCCACAUUUCAUUAUACCUGGAAACAACCUUAUGGCAGGCCAGUUUUCACAUGAAGUCAAAGCUCUGUUGCUAGAAAGAAUGUUUCACUUAAUACAAAGUUAUGGACAAGCAUUGCUUGGGGUUCAGAUUGAUGACCUUGGUCAAAGACUGCAGAUCAAACUGAACAUGUUAUAUCAGAUAGCAGAAAAUAUUCCUUCUAAAAAGGAAAAAUGUCUCAACAUUUCAGUAGGAUUAUUACGCUGCACAGCUACAGCAAUCACUGUGUGUAGUAGUGACAUGUUACAUGUAUCAGAAAUAAUUCAAAACAGCCCUGUAACAACCAUACAAAACCUGCUCAAUGUAUUAGAAAAUUAUGAGAGAUAUUAUAGAGAAGGAAGUAAGUUAGAACAGAGAGCAAGCAGUCUUUUUACACCAUUGGUCUGCUCAACAUUGGGAACUACAAUAGCUUCCAUAAAUAUUCAGACAAACAACACUGUACCUCCAGAAGCACUAAACUGGUUGUCUGCAGGCCUGAAUUCUGAUGUUGCAUCUAGUAGACUGAAACUUGCGUCUGUGUUCUACAGUGUGGGGAAUAUGGUAGAAACCAAAUUUAUUUUAAGAGAUACCGAGGGGCAUCAUGAUUUCAAAAAAGUUGAGCCUGCAUGUGUCUGCUAUGCUUUCAAAGUAUCUACAGUAUGGAAAGGGUUUCGAGAAGUUGCAUAUCACCAAAAUGAGAAAGCUGUUAGAAGUGUUCGUGCAGUUUGUGUCAAAUUUACUCCAGCUGAGAUUCAUUGUGUUCCACAGGAACUGAAGUAUGAAAUGUAUAGAUCUACUCAAGAUGACUUGCUGCAUAGAGAUAAAUAUAAGGACUACUGGAUGGAUUGGGCAGUUGUAGACUCUCUGCCUUACCUCUAUUUUCUACAAUACAAGACCUGCAGACACCUUCAGAGGUCUGAUGAUCAGCAGCAAGCACUUGCUAAUCUUGCUAGAACAGUUGAAACAGAGGUCAACCUUGGUCACAGGGAAACAGCCCUGAAUCUACUUGGACAGUGCAUGGAACAGGAGAACCAACCUAACACAGCUUUACUCUGCUACAUGAUGUCACUGAAGGUUAGAGAAAGAAAUAAUGCAGCAAGAUUCCACAUCUGUAGACUUUUAGCAAGAUUACUGAGUAAUGAAUCAUGAAAUUAUGCUACAGUAAGAAGGUAUUCACAGGGAUCACUUUUGGCUGCGAUUUCGCGAUAUUCUCGCAUUAUUUUGGUGAAAAUCACAUAAAUUUUGCUCAAAUGCGCUUAAAAAUCGCAUCCGAGCGACUGUAGAUCUUUUGCCGAAAUUGCAACUUUUCGUUGCAAUGCGGUCUUGCCAUUACAUAAUUUUCGUAUGACGUUCAUUUAGACGCUUGAAUUUCGCUUUUAUCUCCAUAGAGCGUCCGAUGAUUAUGACUACCAGACAAAAAUAAUCUGUUUUAGUGACUUUUCAAAAUACCACUGAAACAGAAAUUUAAGCAUUUGGAAGGCCAAACUUUCUGCCUCCAUUCCGAAAAUGGUGAAUCAACAGGAAAAACAGUAAAUAUGAGUAAGUUGAAACAUCCACAGAAUUUAUGGUGUUUCUUGCACAAACAUUUUGUUUUUUAAGUGUACUCUAAUAGAAUGUGGUCCAAUUGAUGGAAUAUCAAUAAUUAAGAAACGUGCGCUUUGUAAUAAAAUGAACGUGACUACUUUGGAGUUGUACACCUGUUGACUUUAAAAGAAUAACUGGCUUUGAUGAUGAAACAAGAGCUCGUCGAACAUGAAAUGCCCCCCUUGAUGCAUUCAGUAAUUGCACAAGGAACAGAAAUUAUAUGCUCACUGUAAACAAAAGUUCUACCGUUCUGGUUCAAUCUGACCUUGACCUUUAAUCUAUUAACCUAACAAGAUAUCACAGAGUGAUCUUGGCGCCCACCACCGAGCCAUUUUUGAAUGUUCCAAAUUUCAAGAUUAGGUCAAGGUCAAAAUCAAGGUCAAAUUUCAUAUCAGUACAAAACAGUCAAAAUCAAGGUCAAAUUUUAUUUUGGUACACAAAGCUACGCAUGUGGUCCAAAUUUGAAGCCUGUACCUUUAGAAAUGUGAAAGCAGGUCACUCGGUCAAUCUCAAGAUCAAAGUUCAUUUCAGUACUAUGCAUGUGGUUCAAAUUUGAAGGCUGUAGCUUGAGAAAUAUGAAAGUAGGUCACUAGGUCAAAAUCAAGGUCAUAUUUUAUUUCGAAACACAAAACUGUGUGCAUGGUCCAAAUUUGAAGCCUGUACCUUCAGAAAUGUGAAAGUAGGUCACUAGGUCAAUUGCAAGAUCAAAGUUCAUUUCGGUACACAAAGAGAAAUGUGAAAAAAGGUCACUAGGUCAAAAUCAAGGUUAUAUUUUAUUUCUGAACACAAAACUAAGCAAGUGGCCCAAAUCCGAAGUAUGCAGCUUCAAAAAUGUGAAAGUAGGUCACUAGGUCAAUAACAAGGUCAAAGUUUGUUUCGGUUCACAAACCUAUGCAUGUGGUCCAAAUUUGAAGGCUGUAGCUACAGAAAUGUGAAAGUAGGUCACUAGGUCAAGAUCAAGGUCAACUCAUGUCAAGCUUCAUCUUGCCACUCAAAACUAUACAUGUGGUCCAAAUUUGAAUGAUGUAGGUUAUGGACAUGAAGAUUCUAAGUUUUUGCCUAUACAAGUCUUUAUGAACCAUGUGACCCCGGGGCAGGGCCAUAUUUGACCCUAGAGGGAUAAUUUGAACAAACUUGGUAGAGAACCACUAGAUGAUGCUACAUUACAAAUAUCAAAAGCCUAGUCUUUGUGGUUUGGUCAAGAUUUUCAAAGUUUUUCCCUAUAUAUGUCUAUAUAAACCACGUGACCCCCAGGGCGGGGCCAUAUUUGACCCUAGGGGAAUAAUUUGAACAAUCUUAGUAGAGGACCACUAGAUGGUGUCAUAUACAAAAUAUCAAAGCCCUAGGCCCUGUGGUUUUGGACAAGAGGCUUUUCAAAGUUUUUUUCUAUAUAAUUCUAUAUAAACCAUGUGACCCCCGGGGUGGGGCCAUAUUUGACCCCAGGGAAAUAAUCUGAAUAAUCUUGGUAGAGGACCACUAGAUUUUGCUACAUACCAAAUAUCAAAGCCCUAGGCCCUGUGGUUUUGGACAAAAAGAUCAGAAACCGUUUAACUGUUCCUGCCCAAUGUGAUCUUGACCUUUGACCUCACUAUCAAUUUUCCUGACACUAGGCCCAAGCAUUCUUGAGUUAUUGCCCGGAAACCAUUUUCCUGUUCCUGGUCACUGUGUCCUUGACCUUUGACAUACUGACCUCAAAAUCAAUAGGGGUCAUCUGCUGGUCAUGAACAAUCUCCCUAUAAAUUUUCAUGACCAUACGCCCAAGCGUCUUGAGUUAUCAUCCUUUUAACUGUUCAGGGUCACUGUGACUUUGACCUUUAACAUACUGACUUCAAAAUCAAUAGGGGUCAUCUACUGGUGGGGUGGGCAUAAAAACAAUAUACCCCUUCUUCUUCGAAGGGGGAGCAUAAUAAAAUGUAAUGCUCAAGAUCAUCAUCAAAGACCUUCGACUACUGAAUUUUAAGUUGGAGAUGUUUUGUCUGCCUUGAAAAACAAUAAUGGUAUGUGUCCGUCUAAAAUUCAACAGAAGGCGAUUUGUCUGCAUAAUAAACUCUUCAGUGUUAUGUUCGCAUAACAAACAGGAGACUUUAUGUCUGCAUGAUAAGGAGGAGGGGUUAUGUCUGCAUGAAAAACAGUCAGGGUGAGGGUUUUUGGCUGUCACCUAUCAUUGCAACUAAUCUUUAGAGUAAACUUCAUUCACUUACCAUUACAAUAGAACUUAUGAUUUUCUUUCACCUUCUACUACAUUUGAAGUGUGAACUUUGUUUCACUUAUCCAUCGUAAUACACCUUAAGUAAACUUCAUUUAACUGGUCUAUUACCAUAUCAAUUAGAUUAAACUUUAUUCACUUACCACAUUAUGAACUUUUUUUCACUUAUGACAUCAUGGACUUUAUAACUUUAUUUCACUAACUUCACCAUGAACUUUAUUUCACAUACAAUGCUAUGAACUUCAUUUCACUUAUAGCACCAUGAACUUUAUUUCAUUUUAAUUUUACUACUUCAUGGACCUUAAUUAUGAUCAUUAUUUCACAUACAACAUAAUGAACCUUAUGGAUUGUAUUUCACUCACCACAUUCUGAACUUUUUUCAUGUACCACAUCAUUGACCUUGAGUAUGAACUUUUUAUAUUCUAUAAUGUACCAUACGUACUUCACUUACCAUUACAAGAGAUCUGAAGUGAGUUUCUGUAUCUGGACUUCUUCUGCCAGAAGGAUCAAAUGCCUGAAAAGUUAAUUUAUUACAUGUUUGAUGCUGCGGGAGUGUAAUAAAGCCAUUAAAUAAAAAUGAUAAUACACUAGUGUAAGAAAGCUUUGACGUCGACGUCAUUUACAGUAUAGAAGAUGUUGGUCAAAUUGACUUGUUUAUAUAGUAAAAGAAAGUAGAUUUGUUGAUGUUUCGACAGAAAAGGAUUACAUGUGAUAAAAAGAAUAUUACAUUUGUGACUUUCCAGAUUGAAUUUAUUAAACUCGUUGAAUAAAAUUGAUAAAAUGCUCGGCAGAGCCUCGCAUUAUAUCAUUUUAUUCAACUCGUUUAAUAAAUUCAAUAUGAAAAGGCACUCAUGUAAUAUCCUCUAUUUAAUGAUUUUACUACAUAUCAGCAUUCAGGAACAAAAUAACAUGUGUAUUACUUAAGUACUUGUAUUAUGAGGAUUACUGACUUUUUAACCAUAAUUCUGGGAGUUGUUACUGCAAAACCUUUGGCACAGUUACAGAUCUGUUCUUUAAAGAUUCUCUUUUUGGAUUGAAUAUGAAGUUGAAUAGUUGUAGACAGUAUUGGACAAUUGGAGUUAAUGGAAUGAAAAUGUUUCAGCUGGUGAAAACCUGAAAUACUGCCUUAUAUGUAAUGGAAAGGAAAAUGCUAUUAAAAACAGAAACUGUUUACAUGUGAGAAGAUAGAACGGUAAUGAAAAUGCAGUAUAUGGUUGUUACUGUUUACUCUUUGCAAGAUCUAUGCAUGAUAAGAGUGAUAGUUUAUACCUAUGUUGUUCGUAUAUGUGUAGGAAAAACAUGUAUUUAAUAUGAAAAGUAAGUAAGAAAAGAUUUUAUCUGUAAAUCUGUUCUAGAAAUGAAUUACUUUUGUACAAAUCAGUCUAAAUUCAAGUAUUUCAUUGUUCCGUUGUGUAUUAUGUAAGCCUAUUAUACUGUAAAAAGAAACAAAAGAUGUCAAGUGAAAAUAAUGUAAAGAUGUAAUGAUUAAAAGGUGUGAUUUUUGUUACAACUUCAGUAUAGUAAACAAAAUUUUUUCUCAGAAAUGAAAAUUUAGAAAAUUUAAGUGAAUUUUGAAAUUAUAUAACUAUCUGUAUCCAUUAUGCUACAGUGUAUAUUACAACUUGUACAGAUGUAAGAAUUUAACAAAAUUUGUCUAUGAAAUUUAUUUGUCAUUUUUCAUGAAAUUUGUCUACAAGUUUGCUUCAGUUUCUGGUUCUCAUACUUGAAGACCAAUUUAACUGGUGAUAUAUUUAUACUGUCUAUACCUUAAAACAGGUUUGACAUACCCUUAUGAUGGCUGAUGAAAUUGAUAGAGUAAAUAUUGAUUUUUUUUUAAAUUACAGAUGGAAAUUCAAAUUAAAUACAAAUUUAAAGUAUAUCUAGUGAUAUUUUGAGAAGUUAUUGUUCAGGACUUUUUCUAAGUUGCAAAUUUUUGACAGAUCUUGCAGAAAUAUUCCAACUCUUCAGUCAUAUUUAAACUUUUGUUUAAACUUAAUAAGUUCUGAAUGAUUGUUUUCACCAAAACUGCAACUGAAAUGUCUAAAAUGUAGAAAAAAAUGGCCGAAAAAAAAAUUGUGACAUCUUAUUCUAAUGGUGUAAAAAAUCUGUAUCAACAAUUUAUUAAUACUUUAUUCAAUAAAUCUUAUGCAUCUAUAUAGUAUGUGUUUUUUAAGGCUUUUACUUACAAACACAUACAAUAUACCAGCAGAAUCAUA